Messenger RNA from Tuber aestivum (summer truffle), 1098 nucleotides. NCBI's taxonomy places the organism in Eukaryota, Fungi, Ascomycota, Pezizomycetes, Pezizales, Tuberaceae. The record is from the annotation of a GenBank genome assembly.
AUGAACCUCCACCCGCCGCUGGCCGUGACAAUUCUUGGGGAGAACAUGAGUGAGCCGCGGUUCGCGCGAUGGAGGAGGAUCGACCUAGAAGAGGUUGUGCAGACGAUACUGCUGCCGGUUGACGAUACAACCGUUGAGCCAGACACUGUGCUUUAGGAGCAGCAUUCACAAGGUGUCGAAUUGGGCAGGGUGCCCGGGUGGAGGUGCUUUGAUUCUUCGAAAUUACGAGGGUGAGGUUGGUGGUGUAGCUGCAGGAGCGGCGGGAGGAUAGAAUGGGAGAGUCUGGAUAUCGUUCACCUACCACCUCCCCAUAACCAACGCCGCCAGUGGAUUAGCGCUGCACAAAUUGCUCCCCAGCGUGCUCUCUCGACUUCACAAAAAUCCCACCUUUGCCGGCCACUAUGCUGUCCACCCGUAGGGAAAAACAAAACCGUACCCCUCCUCUCUUGGAUCACUGAUCCCCCUCCCACUCUCCCUCCCACGCAUCGUCUCGGAGGUCUUGUCCAAGUUAUACUUCCCGCCUCCCCCGCCCCCAACGCUCUCCACAAGCAGUCCCACACACACCAGCCCAACCCCCGCAACCACAAGAACAAACCCCUCCACUGCGCCGCGAAAAGCCUCAAAGCACUACUCGCUUCCUCCCGCAGGAAGAACACCACGAUCACAUCCCUCCUUAUUUCAACCACCGCCACGGCAACCCUCCAAAAGAUAGCGGUGAAAUUUGACAAACUUACAUCACCGACGCCGAUCAACCCCCACCGCUACCUUGCCAGCGACAGGAUCCAGGAAGUGGCCAUAGGCGAGUACCUCGCCAGUCUCCGAUCAGAGUUCUCACGCUCCCCUCAGACACCCUCCACCCUAUUCUCCAUCGAGCGGGAGCACACAGCGAAGAUCAACGACCCCCUAGAUGCCGGCACGGCGGGCGUCGACAGAGUAUUACUCUCCCCGAGCGGGGGAGCCGUUGGCCCGGCAUGCGCCGUUGGCGUUAGGGGCGGCGGGUUGGUCCUUUGCGGUGCUGGGUGCCAAGGUGCUGUGGAGACCCGCGUGCUCGAGACGGUUUUAGACGCUGUUAGGAGGGGUGCUAAGGGUAUUGAAUGA